AUGGAGAGCCUUUUCUUCUUCCUCGCCGCCGUUGUUUUAUUCUGGGGUCCGGCGCCAGCGAUCGCUGCCACUGCCUUCACAUUCCACAACAAGUGCCGGUAUACGGUCUGGCCCGCCACAUUGUCAGGUAACACCGCAACUCGCCUUGGAGGCGGCGGCUUCGAGCUCCGCCCCAAUGCCACCGCUUCCUUCUCCGCCCCGCCGAGCUGGUCUGGCCGCUUUUGGGCUCGCACCGGCUGCUCCUUCGACCCCACUGGAACUGCCCCAGGCCACUGCGACACAGGAGACUGCGGCGGCGCUCUCCUCUGCUCCGUCGGUGGUGCGCCGCCUGCCACCCUGGCGGAGUUCACCCUCGCCGGACCGUCUACUGGCGACAAGGACUUCUACGACGUGAGCCUCGUCGACGGCUACAACGUUGGCAUCGGGGUGCGACCCGCAUCCGGAGGACAAAGGGGUGACGACAGGUGCCAGUACACGGGAUGCGUGGCAGACGUGAACAAGCGGUGCCCGACGGAGCUGCGGGUGGCGGGGGCGGCGGGCCACACGGUGGCGUGCCGGAGCGCGUGCGAGGCCUUCGGGGCUUCGGAGUACUGCUGCACAGGAGCCCACGGAUCACCAGCGUCAUGCGGGCCGAGCCGCUACUCUCAGGUCUUCAAAUCAGCAUGCCCGGCGGCGUACAGCUACGCAUACGACGACGCCACAAGCACCUUCACCUGCGCCUCCGGCACGCAGGGCUACCGCAUCACCUUCUGCCCCACCGCUGGCGACAGGAUUUAGACGCUUCGGAUCCUCUGCCUCAUGCUGAUUAAUUUAGUAGGCACUUAUAAGCUUGAAGUUUAAUUAUGGUUCUUAAUCUGUCCUUAACGUAGUAUGAUUAAGUCAAGUUGGUGGCUGUAACGGUCAAAUUGCAGGGCAAAUUGGUAAUUUAAAACAGA
Zingiber officinale is the source of this 935-nucleotide messenger RNA. RefSeq names its product pathogenesis-related thaumatin-like protein 3.5. NCBI's taxonomy places the organism in Eukaryota, Viridiplantae, Streptophyta, Magnoliopsida, Zingiberales, Zingiberaceae. The record is from RefSeq and is a predicted model, not a curated record. The coding region runs from base 1 to 777 and encodes 258 amino acids. The transcript is spliced from 2 exons. Gene Ontology annotation, cellular component: extracellular region. Gene Ontology annotation, biological process: defense response.